Molecule: messenger RNA, 5934 nt
Organism: Nilaparvata lugens (brown planthopper)
Lineage: Eukaryota; Metazoa; Arthropoda; Insecta; Hemiptera; Delphacidae
Product: beta-1,3-galactosyltransferase 5
Exons: 3
Coding region: 359-1549 (396 amino acids)
Cellular component (GO): membrane
Molecular function (GO): hexosyltransferase activity
Source: RefSeq, a predicted model, not a curated record
UGUACGUAUUGAAACAGAAGUCAGCUGAUUAGUUAACAUCAUUGCAUUUUAUAUUAUUUUUUCUAUAAACUGUAUUCGUGAACAAACUGUGAACAAACUUGUGAAAGUUCAGAACAAAUUUUAUACUCUACUAGAUAAGUUUAGCGGUUGAACAAUGUUAGGAUUAUUAGUGUAUUAUUUUUCAUUGAAAUUCAUAAAGACUGGUAUAGAUAAAUACUGUUGUCAAUCAUGGUUUAGGUUAUAGCCUAUUUGAACUUCAGUGUUCACUUUUAACCUAUGAGAAUCGAGCUGUAGAAAUUGGAAUGUGGGUGUGGAAAUUAUUGAAGCGCUCUGAAUUUUCCUCAGACUCAUCAUUUUUAUGAUGGCAUUCCGAGUGAGGGUGCUACACUCGCUCAUUCUUGGAUUAGUCGGGCUGACGUUCAUCUUAUAUUCCUCGUACUAUUCGAAUCCCGUUCAAGUUUAUCGUUUAGAAGACGUUACGCUGAACAGCUCAAAAGCAAGUAGUGUUGCAACAUCAGCAUCAGCAUCACCAUCUCCGUCACAAGAGGCGGCGGCUGCAGUUGCGGUUGACAACCCAAGCUCAAGUAUUCCAACAGUAUCGCGCAGUACACCCCGCCAAGUAGUGCCAUCAAAAGUAGUCGAACAAAAAAGCAAAACUAACAACAUUCAAAAGAUUGAGCCACAUUCAGCAAAGAAUGGCGACUACACUUUGGGAAUAUUGACAGAACGGCUCUACGAAUCUGGACAUGACAUCGCCAGUGUAGAACUUUGUCCAGAUUUGGGUGAUAAGCUCAAGUUACUAGUUGCCAUAACUUCGGCUCCUCAGCAUCAGGAAGCCCGCAUGGCCAUUCGCCAGACGUGGGGUCACUACGGUCAGCGAUCCGACAUUUCGAUUGGCUUUCUGCUGGGUCUGUCUUCACCAGUCCAAGCCAACGCCCAUUCUGUCGACGCCAAUGUUCGUGCUGAAGCCGACUUGUAUGGUGACAUCAUAAGAUCACGUUUUAUUGACUCUUAUGACAACCUCACUCUUAAGACUGUGUCCCUCACCGAAUGGGUGGACAAUUUUUGUACCAAGGUACAGUUUGUAUUAAAAACCGAUGAUGACAUGUUUAUUAAUAUACCUAGGCUACUUGUGUUCAUAAAUGAGCAUUCAAAUCAAAAGCGUAUCAUCUAUGGAAGACUGGCUAAAAAAUGGAAGCCAAUUAGAAAUAUUAGAUCAAAGUAUUUUGUGUCGGCUAGGCAGUUUUCGCCGCCUGUCUUCCCUGAUUUCGUGACAGGUCCGGCGUACCUGUUGUCAGGGGAUGUAAUGCAUGACCUAUACACUAAUUCUCUCGGAAGAAACUAUCUCAAAUUAGAAGACGUUUACACAACAGGCAUUGUUGCCGAAGCGAUAAAUGUCUCUCGCAUUCAUGUAAACGAGUUCCUCAAUAAAAGGAUCCCGUUCAAUCCUUGUAAUAUUAAAAAGUCCAUCAGUAUCCAUAUGAUCAAGUAUCAUGAACAAUACGACCUAUGGAAGAAAUUACUCGAUGGUCGUUCCAAGUGUAAAUAAAAGACUGUUUAAUUCGAUCUAUUGUAUUAGUAAAUAACCUUUGACCUAAAGUCUCACAGUGCCUAUUACCAUAGAUGUUUUUAUCUAAUCCUAUGGAUAAUGCCCAUAUGUGUGUCGUUUGCACUCACAUUAGAUCUGCUACACAAGAUAAUGAGAAUCCUUUCUGUUUUCCGUGACACACAGACAAUUUGUCCAGUAUUGUAUCAUGAAUAGUAUUGUUUUCCUCAUAGUUUUCAAAUGUUCAAGAAUCUCAUUACAACAUCACAAUCUAUACGUGUUUGACACAUAUAUUACAUCAGAUUACGUUUCUAAAUGUCCAAGAAUCUCAAUACAUCACAAUUUAUACGUGUAUAACACAGAUAUUAUAGCCUAUAUGUGGAAUUUUCAUGACAUUUUUAAAUAAUUGUUUUUUAUUCAAUCAAUGUUUAUUGUAGUGUUCCAGAUGAUGAUUUAAUUAAUAUGAAUGUGAAUUUUAAGUACAGUUGAUCGUUUUAGGUUUAUGUGUUGUGUAUUAGUCGUAGAAAUUAUCAUUUAUAUCUCAUUGUUCCAUGCUUCAUCAUAGAAAGGCUUCAAGAAUAUUUUUGUUCAUGUUUUAAAUUAACGUUUGUAAAUCAUAUCCUGAUUACCUAUGAAAUUAUUCAACAUUUUGAAUCCAAAGUGUAGUAUUCCUAUGAACUGUAAGAUGCAUUUACAUUUUUUAGAUAUUGUAAGUAUCAUCUUCAAAUUUUGAAGUAUAGAAAUGAUUAGGAGGGACUUGGCUAAUAACUUUGACAGUAACUUGAAACUUACUGGGAAUAUUUUUUUCUGUUACAUUACCAUCUACGUUUGAAGCAUUAAACUUUUACCUGUCCGUUCAAUUAAAAUAUAGAAUCAUUUCAAGAUUGGCGAAAUUGUCUGAUUCUUGAGAUUUUCUUGGAAUAUUCAAGGUUGCCUGAUCUUAGUUCUCCACCAAGUGCAUUACUGCUACAAGAAUGUAGCAACUCAAGUUAUUGAUUUAUGUGCAUCUUAUAGUUCAUAAAAAGUGCAAUUAAUGAAAAAAUGAUAGACAUAGGAUAUGAAUAACAUGAUUAUUAUCGAUGAAAAUAUUGAAGUACCUGAAAUUAUCACAUCAAACCAUUUGUUCAAACAAUUAUUUAUUAGCUAUAUACGUUUUGUUUGGCAUCUUCUGAUAGUCGUAGUCCUAAUACUUAUGUCAUCUCUAUCCUAAGUAAUUUGAUUUAAUAACACAAUACUUGAAUGCAUUUACUUAUUGUUCCAAACUUAUUUGACGAUUAUAAUAUCAUGUUGUAAUAAUUAUUGUUAUUUUGUCUUUUAAUUUAUUUCUACUCAUAGGUGUAACCAAAAUGUUUUCAAUUUGUGUGAAGUGUUUUCAAUAUAAGACACAUAUUUUUUAGAAUUAUUUAUCUUCAUAUUAGUUUUUUUUAAUAAAAUAAAGGCCCUCCUGCAUCAUGAUUCAUGAAGUAUUAAAUUGGAUCUGACGUAUCCUAUUUGUAUUCAAAAUUUGUCACCAUUUCUAUUAAAAAAAGUUUCAAUUAGCUUUUGUAUAAACUAUUUUGUAUGGCUCUUCUCAUUAUAUUUCAAAUGAAUUAUUUUCAAUUUCUCAAAUUAGAAUUCCUAAUGAAAUUAUUAAUUAAUAAAACUAAUUAUAAAAUUGGAAUUCACUUAUUUUCAUCUGCUUUAAUAUCAAUUCUUCCACUAUGCAUUUCUCCAAUGUUAUCAACUGUAUCACAUACUAUUUUGAUGGCUUUGAAAAAAUAUUUUCAUUCAGUUGUAUUAAAUUUAAGAGAACUUGAGUAAUUUCAAUUUACCUUUAACAAUUUUCUUUUUUGAAACGCAUUUGAGUGUGCCAUAAAAACUGAAUUUAAGAAAAGCUGCUAUUAAAAAAGAGUCAAAAUGUUUAUUCUCCCCUCAAUAGUAUUGUUAUAAAAAUGAGAGCUUUCCUAACAGAUUCAGAUAUCAUUCUUCGAGUAUUAGUGGGAAUGUUCUCUGAGCUUGUUUAUAUAAUUAUGUUCUUGUAACAUGAUGGAGCGCUAUUUCCUUCCCAAUGUAGGAGAACCCCGUUCAAAGAAAUAGCUACCGUAAUUGAAAUUUCCAUUUCUAUCAUAGACUGAUUAAUUACAAUAACAUUUAUCAGGUCAACUCUAAAAUUGAAUAUAUGUACAACAUUAUCUUGUAUUGCUGCAUUGAUUCUACCUACAUCAUAUUACAAAAAGUAUCUCUUGAAAUUCCAGUCUUAGAAAUGAUACGUUACUUAUUAACUGACCUGAUCAAUCUCUUCAACCUUCAAGCUUUUUUCGUGAAAGAUUUUAAUUUACAUCAAAUUAUAAAAUACUUGAUAAAAUUUAGGUGUAUUUAUCUACAGGUCUGUAUAAAAAAGAUCCAUGAAAACUAAUAAUUUGAAAUUACAGUUGCAAACCUUUACGCUUUACAAUUUCUUGUAUUACCGAAUGUUUAUAAAAUAUUUUAUAAAUUGAAUAUUUAAUAUAUUUAUCAAAUACUUAAUUCAAAUUUUUGCAAAAUGCAGUUUCUGUUAUAUAUAAAUUUACAUAAUACAUGAAACGCUAGAGAGUUAAACAAAUUCAUCAUCCACCUUCUUCUGCUACCCAAAUGAAAUUUGGGUAAACUAAUUUCUAAGCAAAAUACCUGCAAAGAACUUAUGCUAGUUUAACUGUUGAAGUAAACCAUGACAAUUCUAGAGAUUUUUAUGUGGUCCUGUGGCUUGAGCCGUGAAUAGGUUUUUGAUAAUUCUACCUAUUUAUUUAUAAUAGUGAAUUGGUGUAAAGUAACUAUUGUGAAUAUUUAUUUCAAUGAUUAUUAAUAAUAGAACCGCUAUUAUUGUCAAAAACUAUCGCAGUAUCAUUUUAAUUAUUAGAUUAUUUUUCUAUCGGUUUUAAUAUAAUAUUUUUGGAGGUUAUUCAAUAUAUUCGAACCUAUUAUUAAUUUUUCCAUAAUUAUUUUUAGUUACCAGCCUUGCUCUUUAUAUUUCAGAAGUAAGAAUAUUAUACGAUAUAAACAAGAAUCUAACAUUGUUUCCUGCCCUAUUAAGUACUACCUUCUGUCCAGAUUAUAGUCUACAUGACAUAUUUGACGAAGUCCCUAUCUGUUUUACAUCCACCGCUUCCUCCUCUUCCUCCAGCCUCUCCUUUCUCUUGUCUUCCUCUUCCUGGACUUUGUGGUGGAGUCAAUGAGUAGAUUUUCCAAGGACAACGAUUUUGGUAGCAUGCUGUUGUUUCUAAUAAUGAGGAUUUCAAGCUCUUUCACUUUCGGGGCUGACACUUUCACACAUGCAACGCCAUUAACCAAGUUUCCAUUUUCAGCUCAAUGUUAGGCCAGUAAAAGUCCCGAACAAAAUCAAUAACCUCCAACAAUGUCUAGUAAAGCAGAUGUCAUAAUUAUAAUCAAUUAUUAAAUAGCAUACUGCAAUAGCUAUUUACAAUCAUUCUACUGUUUGAAUUAAAUUUAAUAUCACACGUAUCCCUCACACAAAUUUGUUAUGAUUAGGAUAUGCAAAAGUUAUGUAUAGUUGCUAACUGGUAUAACAUUGAUGUUGGAAAUUGAAUCGAAUUGAAAUACUUGGUACUAUCACUGGUUUCAAUACUAAGAUCAACAUCCCAAUAUUCACUUCGAAGCUUUCGAUCAUCAAUGGUGCCUCCUGAUUUUUCAAAUUUAAUUUAGCAUUGAAGGAAUCUUGGGUGAAUGCCAAUUGCACAUUUCCAUCAUCCUGUUGAAUAUUGCCUAUGAAUAGCAUGUAUAACUAUCACGAAAUCCCUCGGGCUCAUUGCUAACAGCCACUGGUCCACGAACAAAAUGAAUUUACUCACAGUGACCUAUUCUAAUAUCCUAACAAGAACAGAGAACUUUCUAGAAGCCAAUAGAAAUAAAUAAUAUUACAAAUUCAUGAAGAGACUGCCACAAUGUAAUAAAUCAUUGUGAUUAGGGAUUCCAGGAUCCAGGACGCAAUCUAUUAUACAAACGUUCAUAGUUUAAUAACAAUUCUUUCCAUUCUCUCUCUCACUCUUUAAAUCCAUAAUUCACACUGAAAAUCCGUUUCCCUUGCAUAAGAAAAAAAUAGUUCAAUAAUAUAUAUUUUAUUAUUGUGUACUUCCAUUUCUAUUUUUAAUGCCUUGAGUAGCAAACUAUGGAUCUAUAAACUGUGAAUUUCAGUAACAUAUUGGAAGUUGAGUAUUCUAUUUAGCAUGCACCGUGUUUCAAUUGCGAAGUUUGUCCAAGAUGUGUGUAUAAAUCUCCGAGAUUUCCGAGUUGUGUACCAUUUAAUGUAUAAAAUGUAUGGGUGCAAGUGUUAUGUGAGAGUAUACUUUUUUAUAGGUUUGUUUCUGCUCCAAGGAGUGUGAAUAUUUUGGAUACUAAUAAAGAUAUGUACCAUA